Molecule: messenger RNA, 777 nt
Organism: Amaranthus tricolor (Joseph's coat)
Lineage: Eukaryota; Viridiplantae; Streptophyta; Magnoliopsida; Caryophyllales; Amaranthaceae
Product: protein C2-DOMAIN ABA-RELATED 4-like
Exons: 3
Coding region: 30-596 (188 amino acids)
Source: RefSeq, a predicted model, not a curated record
AUAAUUAGGAAAAAAAAGAAAGUGAAUAAAUGUCAACAUCAUCAGCAACACCAAGGGGAUCUGGUAGUAACGAAGGUGCAAUGUUAGGAUCAUCAUUAAUGGAUAAUCUUUUAGGUUUAUUAAGAGUUAAAGUUAUUAGAGGUAUUAAUUUGGCUGUUAGAGAUGUUCGAACCAGUGACCCUUAUGUUGUUAUUAAGAUGGGAAAACAGAAAUUAAAGACUCGAGUUAUAAAUAAAGAUGUGAAUCCCGAAUGGAACGAGGAUCUCACCCUUUCAGUUUCAGAUCCCACAUUACCCAUUCAACUGACAGUUUAUGAUCAUGACAUGUUUAGUAAAGAUGAUAAAAUGGGAGAAGCAGAAUUUGAUAUAAAAGCCUUCAUAGAUGCCUUGAAGAUGAAUUUAGAUUCUCUUCCAAGUGGGACUCUUAUUACAAGAAUUGUUCCUUGUAGACAAAAUUGUUUAUCUGAAGAAAGUAGGAUUAUUUGGGUUGAUUCAAGGAUCAUUCAAUACCUUUGUUUGAGAUUAAAAAAUGUUGAAUGUGGAGAAGUUGAACUUCAACUACAAUGGAUUGAUCUUCCUGGUUGCAAAGGAUUAUAGAUAUUUACUCCCUCGCAUCGGGUAACGGCUAAUAACUUAUAGUUGAUUGAAAUGAUUGAUUUGACUAGCUGAUAUUAUCAAUUUUGUUUGACCGGUUGAUUUUAAACACACUGGUGGGAAUAACUUGUUGUAAAUUAGCUAAUUCUUAACAAGGUGUUUCAGUCAACUAAUUUAUCAAAUA